UCAAACGUCACCAGUAACAAACAAACAACAGGAAGCUGCCGGCGCCAUGGAGGGCUCGAAGUCUUCCAGCACCACGAUGCAGGUGAGCUUUGUGUGUCAGCGCUGCAGUCAACCGCUGAAACUGGACACGUCCUUCAACGUCCUGGACCGGGGGACCAUCCAGGAGCUUAUCGCUCCACUGGUCACCGUAACACCUAGUAAACAAACAGAAAGCAGUGAUGCUGACAGCCCCCCUGAGGAAACAUUUGUGGAGAGCAAGCAGGAUGGAGUUUCACGGAAAUAUAUCCCACCUGCAAGGAUGAUGUCUACGGAAAGUGCAAACAGCUUCACUCUCAUUGGAGAGGCCUCAGACGGGGGCACCAUGGAGAACCUGAGCCGCAGGCUAAAGGUUACAAGCGAUCUGUUUGACAUCAUGUCGGGUCAGACCGAUGUGGACCACCCGCUGUGUGAAGAGUGUACGGACACACUACUGGACCACCUGGACACGCAGCUCAACAUCACUGAAAAUGAGUGCCAGAACUACAAGAACUGUCUGGAGCUGCUGUCUCAGCUUCAGGAGGAGGACGAGGGCUCGCUGCUGAACGAGCUGCAGCAGCUCAGGCAGGAGGAAGAGGCACUGAUCCAGAAGCUGGAGGCCAUCGAGGAGCAGCGGGAAGCCGUGGCCAAGGACCUCUCCGAGGCACGCACACACACCCAGCAGCUGGACACAGAGGAGCUGCAGUAUCAGAAAGAGUACUGUGAGUUCAAGCGGCAGCAGCUGGAGCUGGAUGAUGAACUGAAAAGCGUGGAUAAUCAGAUGCGUUACUGUCAGGCCCAGCUGGACAGGCUAAAGAAGACCAAUGUCUUCAAUGCAACCUUCCAUAUCUGGCACAGCGGGCAGUUCGGAACGAUAAAUAACUUCCGUCUUGGCCGUUUACCCAGCGUGCCUGUGGAAUGGAAUGAGAUUAACGCAGCCUGGGGCCAGACUGUGCUUCUUCUGCAUGCUCUGGCUAACAAGAUGGGCCUUCGUUUCCAGAGAUAUCGACUAGUUCCAUAUGGAAACCACUCCUACUUGGAAUCCCUUACAGACAAAUCUAAGGAGUUACCACUGUAUUGCUCAGGCGGCCUGCGCUUCUUUUGGGAUAACAAAUUUGACCAUGCAAUGGUGGCCUUUUUGGAUUGUGUCCAGCAGUUUAAAGAGGAGGUUGAGAAGGGUGACACCGGCUUCUGUCUACCAUACAGAAUGGACGUGGAUAAGGGGAAGAUAGAGGACACGGGCGGCAGCGGAGGAUCCUACUCCAUAAAGACUCAGUUUAAUUCGGAGGAGCAGUGGACCAAAGCCCUCAAGUUCAUGCUUACAAACCUCAAAUGGGGCUUGGCCUGGGUCUCCUCCCAGUUCUACAACCGCUAGAGCAGGACCAGCCUCCCAGAGGCCCACCACUUCCCCACAGUCGGUCAUAAACGUGUGCCUCUGUAUGCUUGGAAGAAGCUCGGAAGAUGUUCACGUUCUCGCGGCUUUCAAGUAGUAACUGAAAAUGUCAUAAUUACAAGUCACAAGCACAUGGCUGGCUCUCCAGCUUCAUAAUUACAUGGGGUAGAAAUAAUUUCGAUGCCCAAACAGUUGUUACACAAUAGCUAUCUCUCUUGUACUAUAGUAUCCAGUAUAACACUUUUACUGCUACUUCUACCAUUUGUACCUAAGGUGUACCUUGUGUGCAGAGGAGCUGUUCCUCAACAUACACUUGUCCACUCCUGUCGUUGUUCUCCAUUGUCCGUUGAAACACUGCAUGGACAUCUAAGUCUUAUCAGCUGCGAAGAACAGGAAACAGUCUUGCUGAAGUGACUUAGAAGACUGAAUGCUUGGUAGUUUCGUGAUGGUAAAUAAUGGUUAAUGCAGGAAUAGCCUAAACCGUGAGUACCCGACUUGAUGUGUAAAGAGCCUCUACAUGCCCGACUUUACUGAUUUCUCAAAAUUGUUUUUCUUGAUUAGUCAGCGAUGUUUUGGCCAAAUGUACAGUUGAAACAAUAUUCCAGCUGCAGUGACUUAUCUCAGAUUUGCUUGUGUGGUUUCUGACACCGUAAUGACAUUGUUCAAUGUAAAAAUAGACAAAAACUACAAAAGCAGGUGUGAUUACUUGACACAGAUGGAGGCAAGUUGGGCAUACUUAGCAUGGAGCUAAUUGGUGAUCAUAUGCUUUUUAUUAGCUACAUUAGCCUUGUAGCUCCAGUGCAAAGCUAAAAAAAGAAGCAAACGUCAUCAGUUACAAAUGGGGUAAAUGAUUUUGGGCUGAACUUUUGCUUUAGGCCAAAAACUAGCCAGUUCAAUUGGAGAAGAGAUGGCAUUUCUACUGGACAAACUUUAGGUCUAAGUUAACCAGGUUGACUAAGAGAUCUUGCUUUGGGAAAUAUCGUCAGGGAUACCCGGUCCAUUUCUGCAAGGUUUAGUUCCAACCCUGUUGACCAUGGGUGCCCAGUCAUGGUCCUGGAGAUCUACCACCCUGGAGAGUUCAGAUCCAACACACAAUGCUCAGAUGCCCCUGGAGGCCUUCACUGGAGCUAAACUGUGCAGGGUGGUAGAUCUCCACGACCAGGAUUGAGCAACCCUGACUGUUCUGGUAGAUGCUAUUGAAAAUCUUUAGUACAGUGGUCUACAACCCCUGGUCCUGCAGAGUUUAGUUCCAACCUGUGUCCAAUAAGCUGCUUUGCCCUUUUCCCAACUCUAAUACAUCAUAUCCAGCCAAUUAGGGACUUGGGAAGAGGUUGAUUAGCUGGAGCAGGUGUGGCGGAUUGUGCUUGCAAAUAGGCUCUGGUGGAAGGUAGCUCUCCAGGACCAAGGCUGGAGACCACUGCAUUAGUAUCUGUAGGUGGUGUUGGAUUAGGCUUAGAACUGACCUCUGCACAGCAAAUCUAAAGGAGCAUAAUUUUGGCACCUUUGCUUUAUAGCAGUGGUCACCAACCCUCCUCCUGGAGAUCUCCUAUUCUAGAGAGCUGAGUUCCAGCCUUCGUCUAACAUGCUGCUUUGUGUGUGGAGGGUAGAUUUUAAGGUUCAGUGAUCAAUUAUACUAUCUUAACAAAACCUGUCUAUGAAAUCUAACUUUAUAGAAGAUGACUAAAUAACUGUAACAGACGUAAUAUAGAACUGUAAUAAUAUAAUAUGUAAUGACUUAUUUCAACUCAUUCUACAACAUUUCUGUUGGUUCAUUCAUUGUAAAAUGACAUUUUGAUAUGACAGCAAUGAAUGAUAGUCACUAGGGGUGCACUGAUAUAGGAACUGUGAGCUAGUGUCCUUGACUAGUGCAUAAACACGUAUUAAAUUGUAGAAAUUAAAUCCGUAAAAUGAAUAAAAUGCUGAUAUUUUCACGUCGCAGCCAAAUGUCGCCUAAACACACCGCUCUGCCCAAGUACAGCAAAGACGUCAUCAAAUAUCGGAUUGAAAUAUCGAUGAAAUCUAAACAUGAGUCCAAUAUGACAGCAAAAUGAAUAUAUACAUUGAUGCAGAUCUGGGGCUGUAUUACAGAAACUUCCUAUCUUUUUGUCUUAAGAUCUGACCGGUCAAGAUAUCACAAUAUCACAGAAGCAAAUCUGAUCUUAAUUUAAGAAUCUUAUCUUACAGCAUCUUUUCUUAUCUCAAGUUAGGAAAUCUUAACGUUAUCGAUUGAAGUCGACAAUCAACUGUCGUGUCUGUUACCUUGCAACCGACCAUACGCGCACAGCUGAAACGUAAACACGUAGCUAAUCAAGUUAGUCAGACAGCUAACUUUAGCUACUGUUACUGAGGUAAAGAAGGUCGAAUAAAACUAAAGUGCGAUAAACUGAGAGUGAAGAAUAUCGUGUCAGCACUUUUUGCUGUUUAUCAGGGCGUCGCCGCUCCACAGUUUCAGUUUCAUUUCCCAAACGCUUUAGCCGAGCGUGCCAACAAUAUUCCUCCUAAUAAACAGACACACAUUCAGCUCUCUCCUCAUUGUUCACCACCAUCACUGUAAUAUUUUCUCAUCAACAUUAACACAUGAAGGUAGUAAUAGAUGGUGGAGAUCGAGUGUGCAGUGUCAGAGUUCUUAAAAACACUGUUUAAAAGCACCGUUUUAAAUGUAGAUAAAUGUAGUUAAGACAGUUCUGAGGUUGUCUUAAAGUUAAGAGAAUAUUUAGGUUAUUUUGGCAACUUAGGAUGUUUCUGUAAUACUGUUUUCUUAUUUGGAAAUAAGAUUAUAAACUUAAGAACUGUUGUUCUGUAAAGGCUUCUGUCCUAACUUCAGUCUGAACUGAAGUUACCAAGACAACAAAGCAGAUAUGAUCUCAGACUUAGGAGUUUUCUGUAAUUAUGGCCCCUGAUUUCAGUAUCAUUGUGCAUUUCUAAUUAUCACAGUUACCCGUUACAAAUCCAUGUUUAUAACAUAAACAAAUGAUGAGUGUUCCCAGUCACUGUGUUUGCACAGUGAGUAGAAGAUAUGUCAUUUUCCUUAUUUACAUGUUUUCCCCUCAACUCUCUUGACUACAGUAUUGCAUAAAUGAAGUAACAUCUUUUUGUGCUCACUUUGUUUCACCUUUAUUUAUCCUCAAGUAUUAAACUUUCUGAAUUUUCUUAUGUUGGAGGACUUUCAUGAAAUUAUCCAAACUAAUCCAGUAUAGCAGCUGACCUUCACUACUAUAAAUGAUCGGACAGAUAGAUCUGAUCUUCCAAACGAUUAGAAUAGAUGAUCAUUUGAGGCUACAAAGGCACCCCUGAUGUUCCCCCAUAAAGAAGUGGCUGUAAAGCACCCAUAAGCCAGCCUCAUAUUUUCAGCGCACAAAUUAUGUCAAAAACGUUGUCAUCUAGUAAUGGUUGUAAGAAAUCUUUAGAAUUUAUUCAUACUUAAUACAUUUUAGCAUUUAAAAUGUAACUUGAUUAAAAAAGAUAUUUUAAAUCUGCUUUUAAGAGCAGCUGUUGAUGGAAACUUGCAGUUUCUUGCAGCUGUUCCUUACCUGUUUUGAUAUCACAAUAUACAUUACAGUGAA
Molecule: messenger RNA, 4971 nt
Organism: Colossoma macropomum (tambaqui)
Lineage: Eukaryota; Metazoa; Chordata; Actinopteri; Characiformes; Serrasalmidae
Gene: becn1
Product: beclin 1, autophagy related
Exons: 12
Coding region: 47-1390 (447 amino acids)
Biological process (GO): late endosome to vacuole transport; autophagy; cellular response to nitrogen starvation
Cellular component (GO): phagophore assembly site; phosphatidylinositol 3-kinase complex, class III, type I; phosphatidylinositol 3-kinase complex, class III, type II
Source: RefSeq, a predicted model, not a curated record